AUGGCAAUAUUCUGCCCGACCGCGUUUGCUGAGAGCCACAUUGACUACAAAAACUUGUUCCAAGAGCCAUUCUGGCCGGUGAUAGACAAGGACCUCAACGGAACAUCCCACUGCCAGUAUGACUAUACCGGAGACAGAGUAACGCCAAAUGUAUCAUGGAGCUGCUUCAAAUUGAAGCGCGUCAACAGCGCGAUAAAAUACGAGUGGAAGCAGCCCAGCCUCCAUAUUACCUGGGACCAGCAAACAGGGAGACAAGUAGUAUACAUAUUCGACUUUCCACUUUCAGCAGACACAAAAGAGAGAAAUUUCCUCGGAGAGCUCCCAUCCCCUGAAGCAAGAAAGCACAACCCCUUCGCAUGGCACGCGGCCUUCUCCAGGUGCAUCCUAAAGGAAUACGAAGCGACAUACUGGGACGUCAGAAACCCGAUUCGAAAACAUGAGAAAAGUAGCCGCCGCUCCAAUGUAAACAAGAAGACGUUUUUCACGGACCUCCACGACUUUGCCCGGCAUGCCUUCCACUACAGCGAGAUCAUCGGUGUCGCCGAGCACACUCUUUCCCGGCUCAUAGAGGAGCAGGAACGGUGGCGAAAGGAAGAUGAAGCUGGGAUGAGGGAGAGAGGCGCUAUAAAAUACUGGCUGGACUCGCAUCAGGAGCUGCUCCUCCAGCAGAAGAAUGCGUAUGCUCUCAAGGCGAAGUCGAAAUCGCUGAACGAGCGGUUGCUGAAUGAGAUUAAUUUAGCUGAUGGCGAGAGGAUGAAGACCAUCGCAUUUGUCAGUAUGGUGUAUCUUCCGGGUACUUUUGUUUCUGGUGUCUUUGGAACAAAUUUCUUCGACUUUGACUCUCCCUCGGAAGGCGGAUGGGCGCAUUCGCAUUUCUGGCUGUACUGGGCUGUAGCGCUUCCCUUGACAUUUGCCACAAUGGGCGUCUGGCUAGCGUGGCACCGGAGAGGUGCGAUCCAUAAACGCUUUGAUUCGUUAUCGUCUUGGCUACACCGCAAGGACAAAGCGGAUUCUGAACAGCUUCAGAGGAAGGGGACAGAGCUGAGCAUUCUGGGAAUUGCGAGGGCAGCUACAAGACGUCAUUGGGAGAAUGUACGGGGGAGGGAGAGCGUCUAA
Aspergillus versicolor CBS 583.65 is the source of this 1116-nucleotide messenger RNA. RefSeq lists its product as uncharacterized. The record is from RefSeq and is a predicted model, not a curated record. Gene Ontology annotation, molecular function: cobalt ion binding; magnesium ion binding; magnesium ion transmembrane transporter activity. Gene Ontology annotation, cellular component: membrane. The transcript has 6 exons. Gene Ontology annotation, biological process: metal ion transport; transmembrane transport. NCBI's taxonomy places the organism in Eukaryota, Fungi, Ascomycota, Eurotiomycetes, Eurotiales, Aspergillaceae. Bases 1 to 1116 code for a protein of 371 amino acids.